GGUUGUCAGAUAUCCUUUCCUAUACACUUAUUUAGUCAAAGGGACAUAAUUAUUUUAUUUGGUAAUCUUGCUUCCUCAGUUAAUAAUCAGUUCAAGAGGAACUCGGUUCUCUUUACACAUUUAAUUCCACGUCUCAUUUCUCCUGGCACGUCAUCACACAUUACUUGUAAAAAAUAAAAUAAGUGCCUUCCCACGAUCAAUCCAAGAUGGACGAUGAGACAAGAAGAACAAAAUACAGCACUGCCGACCUGGUCAAGUUUGGGCUCAAAAUGCCCCUCAACGAGUUGGCCGUAGCGUUGCAAACGCUCAUUUGGGAUGAAACUUCGCCCGUUAAUCCGGUCCCCCCUGGGGGAGGAAUCCUGCUGUUUGGGCCCCCCAACUGUGGCGGAGAACACCUCCUGGACACUGUGCUGGACCAGAUCGACUGCGUUCAAAAGUUCCCCCUGAAAUGGGAAGCCCUCCAACACCGCCCGAAACCGGACUAUGUCAAGAACGUGUUCCAAGAGGCGAGGGACGCGAAACGUGCCGUCAUCGUGAUCGAGUCGUUCAACGACCUGCUCUUCUCGCUCCACUGCAGGGAACAAAUACUGAAAGAAGUGUACAAUUUGGUGACCACAGUCCGGGCGAAUGUCUUCAUCGUGGUCCACGCCACGGAGCCGUGGACCAUUGGGGACAAAAUUUUGACGCUGUUCAAGCACAAGAUUCAUAUUCCAGGGCCAACAGAUGAGGCGAGGGCGACCCUGCUGGACACUUUUUUGACCGAGGUGAGGACUGAGAACGAAUUGAAAAAAUCCUAUGAAAUGUCCAACGCCGAUCUCAAGCUGAUUGUGGAACUUCCGUCCAUGAGAAAGGCGACAUGGAAGGAUUUGCAUGACUGCUCAGUCGAUUCAUUUCAGCACGCUGUCCGCAGUUAUUUCGGCCUCUCGUCCGACCAGGAUCUCGACUUGAUCAACUUGGACCCCGGGGAGGAAGACGUGAUGAAAUCGAGCCUCAUCAUUGCCACUGAGCACUUGAGGGCUGCCGUGGGUCAAAUGAAGAUCAAAAACUCGUCCUGUAACGAACUCGAGGAUUUGAAAAAGUUUAAAGAACGGUGGGGAAUCAAGGUGUACUCGAACCCCGUCGUCCCUGUGGAUUAUUAUCCCUGUGAGAAAAAAGAUAAGGAGAAAACAGGGUGGGAAAGUUUCUUGGGAUUCUUUGCGGAGGCUGUGGAAUUGUGUUUUUAAGUUUUUUUUUAUAGAAAAGAAAAGUCAUGAUACGAAAAUAUUUAUGAUUUUUUACGUAUGAAUAAUCAUUAUGCAAUUAAUUUUACUUUAUGCGAUGAUCGUAACUUGCACAAUUUUGUUAUGUAAAUAAAUAGCUCAUAAAACUUAUUAUUCUUAAAAUACUGAUUUGAACAGUAAGCAACACCAGCGACUUCUUAGAAAUCAGAGUGAGAUUAAGUCAAUGAUAACAUUUGUUUGAAAACUAGCUGCAUUGUUUGAAUCCCAGUCCAUGAAACAACAACAAAGUACUUUCCUUAUCUUGUUGUCCCUUAUUCAGAAUUCUAUGAAAAUCAUGCAAGAUAAUUGGGUUUUGUUAAAUAACUGUUAAUUUACUAAUAAUUUUGAGUUCAUGAUUCAUGCUGCAGAAUAAUAUUGAGUGGUUGUUUGAGAAAUUUUUGGAUUUCUUACAUAACGCCAUUUAAACUACAUAGGUUAAUAAAACAUGCGCGCACAA
Molecule: messenger RNA, 1716 nt
Organism: Folsomia candida
Lineage: Eukaryota; Metazoa; Arthropoda; Collembola; Entomobryomorpha; Isotomidae
Product: vacuolar protein sorting-associated protein 4B
Exons: 4
Coding region: 207-1223 (338 amino acids)
Source: RefSeq, a predicted model, not a curated record